Grammomys surdaster is the source of this 2636-nucleotide messenger RNA. It is a transcript of the gene Btnl9, whose product is annotated as butyrophilin like 9. The transcript has 10 exons. Gene Ontology annotation, biological process: regulation of cytokine production; T cell receptor signaling pathway. The record is from RefSeq and is a predicted model, not a curated record. Bases 121 to 1731 code for a protein of 536 amino acids. Gene Ontology annotation, molecular function: signaling receptor binding. Gene Ontology annotation, cellular component: external side of plasma membrane. NCBI's taxonomy places the organism in Eukaryota, Metazoa, Chordata, Mammalia, Rodentia, Muridae.
CUUAGCAUCAGGGACUAACACUUCACAAUCACCCCCUGUAGAGAAAGGUGAGAUUGCCAGCAUCCCUCUGCCACUUGGAUCUUCUGCUGUUACCUGAAAGGUGGCCCUCACUGCUGACAGAUGACAGACUUCUCAGUAUUUCUGGAGUUUCUGAAGCAAAUGCCUUGGUGCCUCAGCGUCUUCGUCACCUACCUUCUCUUCCUUCAGUUGUGGGAGGUGAACUCAGAUGAGGUCUGGGUGCUGGGCCCUGAAGAUCCCAUUUUGGCCCGCGUUGGGGAAGCGGUGGAGUUCCCAUGUCGCUUGUCAUCAUACCAGGACGCAGAGCACAUGGAAAUUCGCUGGUUUCAGACCCAGGUCUCCAACGUGGUGUACCUGUAUCAGGAGCCGCAGGGACGCUCCAGCCUGCAGAUGGCACAGUUCAGAAACAGGACCUCAUUUGAAGCUUAUGACAUUGCUGAGGGCAGCGUGAUCCUGAACAUCCUUAGCGUGGUUCCCUCCGAUGAGGGCCGAUAUGGGUGCCGCUUUCUUUCCCACAACUUCUCUGGUGAAGCCACGUGGGAUCUGGAAGUAGUAGGAUUGGGCUCAGACCCACACAUCUUCCUCAAGGGCUUCAGUGGAGAAGGCAUUCAGCUGCAAUGCAGUUCCAGUGGCUGGUACCCCAAGCCAAACGUUCAGUGGAGAGGCCACCAGGGUCAGUGCCUUUCUCCAGAGUCUGAAGCCAUCACGCAGAAUGCCCAGGGCCUGUUCAGUUUGGAGACAUCUGUGGUUGUCCGAGGAGGGGCCCAUAGCAAUGUGUCUUGUAUAAUCCAGAACCCCUUGCUGCCUCAGAAGAAAGAGUUCGUGAUCCAGAUUGCAGAUGUGUUCCUACCCAGAAUGUCCCCCUGGAAGAAAGCGUUUGUGGUAACCCUGGUGGUCCUGUCGCUCAGCCUGAUUGUACUCACUAUGCUGGCGCUGCGGUAUUUUUACAAGCAGCGGCGCUUCCAAGAAAAGCGGGUGAAGCAGGGAGAGAAGGACAGAGAGAAACUUCAGACAGAGCUUGACUGGAGAAGGUCCGAAGGCCAGGCUGAGUGGAGAGCAGCCCAGCAAUAUGCAGUGGACGUGUCCUUAGAUCCCGCCACAGCGCACCCUAGCCUGGAGAUCUCCAACAAUGGCAAGAGCGUGUCCUCCCGCCUUGGGGUGCCCAAAACUGCAGCCAGUGACCCGCAGCGGUUCUCGGAGCAGACCUGCGUGCUGAGCAGGGAGCGCUUCUCCAGCGGCCGCCACUACUGGGAGGUGCAUGUGGGUCGGCGCAGCCGCUGGUUCCUGGGCGCCUGUCUGGAGACGGUGGAUCGCUCGGGGCCCGCGCGCCUGAGCCCAGCGGCAGGCUACUGGGUGAUGGGGCUGUGGAACCGCUGCGAGUACUUCGUGCUGGACCCACAUCGCGUGGCACUGGCGCUACGCGUGCCUCCGCGGAGGGUCGGUGUCCUGCUGGACUACGAGGCGGGCAAGCUGUCCUUCUUCAACGUGUCCGAUGGUUCGCACAUCUUCAGCUUCACCGACCCUUUCUCCGGGGCGCUCCGCGCCUACUUCAGGCCCCGAGCCCAUGAUGGCAGCGAACACCCGGAUCCUAUGACCAUCUGUUCUUUGCCGGUUAGAGGGCCACAGGUCAUCGAAGAGAACGACAAUGACAACUGGCUACAGCCCUAUGAGCCCUUGGACCCGGCCUGGGCUGUUAAUGAGGCAUUGCCAUGACCUCAAGGCCAAGUCCAACCAUUGUCCCGAACUCCUGGACACCGCUUUGCUCUCCUGCAGCCAAAGCAUGCAGGGUGUCAGCACAAAAAGGACAAGAGAAGACCUCUACAGAGGCAUGUAUAUAAUAUUCUUUAAAUAGGCAAAUGAGAGAUCGUUUGUGUAUAUAGCAGGAUUCUGGAGUGUGCAGUGUAAGAGAUUGGAAAGAAAUCAGAAUUAUCCACUAAUUUGUGUACACAGUUCUGCAUGGUGUGUGUGUGUGUGAGUGAAAUUUUGUGUAUUCUGCAAACGUCCAGAAGUAAUGACAUCUCAUAAGCAAUGAGUUCACCUAUAGCUCAGAUACGAAUAUAGCUUGUAGUGACUUCAUUGAUCAUGUGUGUAGCAGUUUGUACAUGGAAAUCAAUAAUGGCAGUGAUGUGGCUGCGGUGAGGUUCGUGGUAGAGUGCUUGUUUAACCUGAGGGAUUGCACACAUCUUCAACUUCACCGACACUUUCCCCAGGGAAGUGCAUUAGAUCCCAAGCCCAGAAGGAACAGGAUAAAGAUGACAAGAAUGCAAUAAUGCCCCCCAAACAUACAUACAAGUAACAUCACACAGAAUGAACAGAUUAUAUACAUAUACAUACACAUACAUACUCAUGUAAUAGCAUUAAUUUUAAAAGACCAUGAAUUUGAAAGACUUAGAAGUGAUAUAUGGGAGAAUUUGUGAGGAGGAGAAGAAAGGAAGAAAUUAUGCAAUUUUGUUAUAAUCUCAUAAAAUGAAAAAAUAAAAUAAUGCAGUAUUAGGGAACUACUAAAACCCAAAUGCUAACACUUUAAAAGUAAAGUGUUAGUCAGUGCUAGCAGUUUAUUUUUCUUUUCUUUUUUUUUUUUAAAGGGAAGCUUAAAAAAAUAAUCAACUGAAGCCUAU